AAACAUGAAUAAAUAGUUUUGGCUUGAGAAUCAACGAUUCAGUUUAUGUGUAUCCAUGGAAGAACUAUUCAACAAUAACAAAUCACAUAAACUGUGAUUUUUGUCUCUGGUGUGUUAGUAAUUGUAAAUCUUAUCUGACAACGUGUGGAACCGUAUCCUAACUUACGUUGUGACUUCAAGAUCUCUAGAGAAUGUUGCACAGGCUUUGUGAAGUCAUCCCUUAGUUUUUGCAUUUUUCUUCUGCUGUCAAGCUAAGAUGUCUCUGGCUUCUAAUAGAUCUGUGAAGACAUAGAAUGUGAUUGGAAUGGAAGCUCGGAGAAGGAGUCCCUGAUUGGCCGAAAGACUGGGCGGGUGCACAUACCAAACGAAUCGAUCCUGUCUCAAAUGAUGCAGGCAGAGGAUAGGAAGAAAAGGAGUUUCAGCAAGGGCGUGGCGGAGGAAUAUUGUCUAAGAGAGCGACCAAACGAGGACACCGUAAAAAUGAAGAACAAAGUGACAAGCACACAAGCAGUGAGGGGUAAGAAGAAGGCAUGGUCGUGGGAUCAAUACCUGGGAGAGAAGAAGGUCAUAGCAGCUCCCCUAAGACUCUUCACUGAGGCCCAGUCGUUCCCCCUUAGCAGAAAUGGUUUCAAGGCGGGGAUGAGGCUGGAGGGGAUCGACCCUCUGCACCCCUCUAUGUUCUGCAUCCUGUCCGUGGCAGAGGUGAUUGGUUACCGACUACGUCUCCACAUCGACAGCUACUCAGAAUGCUAUGACUUCUGGGUAAACGCAGACUCUCCGGAUAUCAGGCCAGCCGGAUGGUGCGAGUCGACAGGACACCAGCUCCACCCACCAAAAGGCUACAAUGAAAGCGAGUUUAACUGGGAGAAAUACCAAGAGGCUUGCAAUGCUGAAGCUGCACCAAAGAAUCUGUUUAAAUCCCAAAAUGGUACUACGAGCACCUCUAAGUUUCAGGUGGGCAUGAAACUGGAGGCAGUGGACAGAAAGAAUCCAUGCCUGGUGUGUGUGGCCUCGGUGGCCGACAUCGUGGACAAUCACUUCCUGGUUCACUUUGACAACUGGGACGACACCUACGACUACUGGUGUGACGCCAGCAGCCCUCACAUCCACCCAGUGGGCUGGUGCCAGGACCACGGAAGACCUCUCACUGCACCUCAGGGACACCCCAAUCCAGAACAUUUCCUGUGGGAGGAGUACUUACAAGACAACGGUUCCACGGCGGUUCCAAGCCAGGCUUUCUGUAUGAGAGCGCCUCACAGUUUCCAGGUGAACAUGAAGCUGGAGGCGGUGGACAGGAGGAACCCCAUGCUGGUCCGCGUGGCCACCGUCUCAGACACUGAGGACUACAGGAUCAAGAUCCAUUUUGACGGCUGGCAUGAGAAGUUUGACUUCUGGGUGGACUCUGACCUGCCGGACCUUCACCCUGUGGGCUGGUGUGCCCGGACAGGUCAUCCCCUGGAACCCCCCCUCUCACACGCAGGACCUUCUGACCUUAAGAGCUCCGUGACCCAGGGAGUGUGCCCCACUCCGGGCUGCAGGGGUGUGGGCCACAUCAAAGGAGCCAAAUACACAGGACACCACAGUGCCUUCGGCUGUCCCUACUCCGACAUCAACACGAAGAAGGAGGCCGUGCUGCCUGACCGGCUGGGCGGCGAAAAGCAGAUCACUUUUGUCCCUGUGCACUUUGUCCAGAAGACCAAGAGGCUGUGCACUGCCGACGAACAGAAGGAAGCCACGCCCCAGGACACUCCCAUGGAAACCAGGGCUAUGUUGUCAGGGUAUGAGGAGGCUGGUCGUCUGAGAGGUCGACCCCCAGCCAACCCCCUGGUGAAGAGAGAGCCAAGGGAGGAACCAGCCACAGCUCAGGGACAGAAGCUCCUCACUCUGGGGAAAAGAGGCCUACCCAGCAGGCUCUCCCAGUCAACAAAAUAUCUGCGAGUCAAAGAGGAGGAGGAAGAGAUUGACUUGAAUAGCAUGAUCACAGAGCACAGCGUGGACAGCCUGCAGCAGGCCCUCCACCAGUCGGUGUUCCUGUCGGCAAUGUCGGCCCACCCUGGCCGGGACCUGCCCCUAUGCUGGGAGCAGCACUGCAAGCUGCUGCCUGGAGUGGCCGGAGUACAGGCCAGCCGUGUGGCCCACUGGACCGUGGACGAGGUGGCUGACUUUAUCCACUCUCUUCACGGCUGUGAUGAACAAGCCAAGCAGUUCAAAGAGGAGCAAAUUGACGGGAAAGCCUUCUUGCUGCUGACCCAGCGCGACAUCGUCAAGAUCAUGAGCGUGAAACUCGGUCCUGCCCUCAAGAUAUACAACUCCAUCCUGAUGUUCAAGCACGCUGAGGACAACCAAUCGGCAGCUGGCAACGCCAACACAUGAAGCAUCGGAAGCCACACCCACCAGGCCCACCCUAUGUGUCUGUCAAACACAUAGAUUUACUGUAUGGAUUCAUUCCAAAAUCCCUGACCCCUGACUCCUGCUCCUUCACCUUGGCCUACAGGCACUUUAGUUAAAGGACUUGAACUUCAACUAAAGCCGCUACAUGAUCUGUCCAGACCGAUGGACUUUCAGGUUUGUGUGUGUGCAUGUGCGUGCGUGUGUGUGCGUGUGUGUGUCUUCUUCCUUGGACACAGCCUCUAAUUCUGCCUUUAAUACUCAAAUGUAGGUGUCAUGAAGGUCAACUCAACAAAACCCGCAUUUACAGCUACACAGCACAGUUUUCUAUGUCUUUUACGCUGUAGCUUCUCCAUGCUCUACUUUUCUCCUUCAGGAUCAAAGAAGUGACAAUCACCAUCAACAGUACAAAGCCGUGUACUACAUCAUGACAAACUGUGCUUUUCUGGGUCAUCACGGUGCUAUGUGUAUUCCGAUUACAGUCUACAUCACAGUACGGGGGUUGACCUCUGGUACUACCAGCUUACGAUCUCUGUCUAUCGACUCAAACAGGGAUACAUAUUCCAAACGUCUCUGCCAUUUUGAUUUGUUUUGAUUCUAUUUUGUAUAAAUGUUAUGUCACUACCUAUAUCAACUCGCCUAUAUUUAUUGUGAAAAAUAUCUUGGUGUUUGCAUAGUUGAAGGAAAUUAAUAUAUUAUAUAUGAGGAAAUUGUUUUAAAUUUAAUUUGAUAAUAUAUUGCACAUUAGAAGAACGAAAAAUAACUUUACUUACGUUUUGGAAAAUGUAAAACCAUGGGAUAACUUUGAGCUGAAGAUAGUCUAAAUAAGUGUCAUUUAUGUUAUAAUGUUAAGGUAGUUAAGAUAUCUUAAGUUGUCUUACUUUCUGUGGUACUGCAGCUCGAGACAAUAGCCAUGUACGUUUAUCAUUAUUUACCUUUUGAUCCAUACUCGUUGAAAAGGACCAAUAUUGUAUUUUCUGUUCUAAUUAAUUUUCAUUUUUGCUCUCCUUUUUACCAUUGGGGUAAGUUUUCUCACAGUCCUGAUAGGUUGAAGUUGUUUUCUUAUUAUCAAAGAACAGCAUACUUGAUCUUCUGCACAAUUAAGAGUUUAAUGGUAUAUUUUGCUAUAACUUGGAACUCAAGCUAUAUGUUGAAACAACUGUGCUAUAUCAUUUGUUCUCUAGUCUUAAUAUGAAUGUUGCUACUAAAUUUCAACAGAACUCCAUGAAACUUCAGGAAUAUGAAGAAACCGUUUACUGUACUUUCUGCUUUUUUCCUAUAGGGACUUUCUCUAUCCCAAAUGUCAAGCAUCCGGAAACGUAUAUUUUAUUCUGAUGCUGCUUGUCUUUCUCAAUGCUGUAACGCGCAAGACUGCUGUUUAGUGCAUGGACAAUAGUGCUACAUCUUGGUACAACCUCCAAUAUGGAGUUAGAUAUCUGCCCUUAACAUAUUCUACACGUAUUUAGGUGACUCACAAUCUAUUUUGGCGGAUAUCUACCUCCAUAUAUCGACCACUUAUCUAUGAAAAUGACAACUAAUUGAACCAUAAAGAUGUGUUGUACAUAUUUGUAAACCCUGUUUCUUACACUGAAUUUACACUUUGUGCACACUUAAUGGAUUCAGAUCACAUGACUUCACAAUCCAAAUAAACAGUGCAAAGUCCCUGCCGUCUCCACACUCCGUUUUAGUUCUCCUCAAGACAGUUUUGCAUUAUUUAUUGUUUAUUUGACUACUACAGUGCGAAGGCUGCACACCCAUUUCCAACUUCCAAGGUCCCCCUUGACAUUAUGUACAAAAAUGGAAAUUAAUGGACUGUGGCUGGGAUUUAUUCAACUGCAGAUAGUGGUCUUCCGGAUGGCACUUUCUAUUUGAUUUGCACAGCAGCGUGUUUCAGAUGGUUAAUUUAGAUACUGGCAGUCCUGUGGUGUGACACAUUCAGUUCUGACUGCAAACCAGUCAUCCACUGCUGCAAAACCAGACUGACAAUUUCAGGGACACACUGCUUUGAAAAUCAAACACACUUUGCAGUCCCAUUUCUCUCCGUGACCACCCUGGAAGGGACAGAAGGUCAACACGACAUUGACCCUGCAUACUCUACUCUACUCAUAACCAGGAUCACUGAAAUACAUCUCAGUCCUGUACUAUACAUGGAAGCAGCAGAACUGAUGAUGCGAGACCAAGAUACUUCAUACAUUAUUCAAACUAAAUUUUAAGAAAACAAUAUGCUUGUUCAGUAUCCCAGAACUAUGCCUCCAGGACAUAUGAAUACCUAUUAUGAAUAUAUUGAAUUGAAUAAAAUAGAUUGGAUAUUUCUAUACUUACAUGAAAACACACUGACUGAAAAAAAUAGAAAGCACAUGAACAUGGCUGGUAUAGAGUGUUUUGAUGUAACCCCAAGGGCAUUUGACCCCAGGAGAGUAUGGUGGCUCAUCCCACGUCAUAUGCAGGCUUUAUCCUCUGUAGCCCUAAAAUUCAACUUGGGACCUUGAAGCCAGUUCCACUGCAUUUUUUUCAUUGUUGCCCUCUAAUCAGGGACUGAUUUUGACCUGGGACACCAGGUGUGUGCAAUUAAUGAUCAGGUAGAACAGAACCAGCAGGCUCCGCACCUCAGAAGGUAAGAGUUGAAUACCUGAUACUCUAUAGUAGCAGUCUUAUUUAAUGUUCUUUCUCUUGGUGUAGUGUGUGCAGUAAGCCUAUGUAUCAAAGCUAUAUUCAUGUUAUCCUCUUAUAGAAAUUGUAGGUGGUUGUCUCCUGGAGCCCUUGGACCCAAGCUCGUUUAUAUAAAAAUAGAUAUACAACAACAACAAAAUAUAUACACAGUGCCUUGUAAAAGUAUUCAGACCCCUUGAAAAGGUUCACAUUUUGUGUUACAAAGUAGGAUUAAAAUAGAUUGAGUUGUCUUUUUUCUAUCGACAAUCUACACAUAAUAUUCUGUCAUGUCAAAGUGGAAGACAAAUUCAAAAAAUGAAAUAACUAAAAUACAGUCGUUGCAUAAGUAUUCAACUCCCUCAGUCAAUGCAUGUUAAAAACACCUUUCCCAUUGAUUACAGCUGUGAGUCUUCUUGGGUAAGUCUACUGUUUAAGAGAUUUCACAACUGUAUUAUGCAAUAUUUGCUCAUUAUUAUUUUUUAAAUUCUUUAAGCUCUAUCAAGAUGUUGGGGAUCUGAGCUAAACAACAACUCAUGUCUUGCCAUAGAUUUUCAUGCAGAUUUAAUUCAAAACUGUAACUUGGCCACUCAGGGACAUUCUUCUUGGUAAGCAUCUCCAGUGUGGAUUUGGCCUUGUCUUGUAGAUUAUUGUUCUGCUGAAAGGUGAAUUACUCUUACAGUCUCUGGUGUAAAGCAGACUGAAACAAGUUUUCCUCUAGGAUUUUGCCUGUGCUUAGCUCCAUCCCGUUUCUUUUUAUCCUGAAAAAAAAACAGUAUUUGCCAAUGUCAAGCAUACCCAUACCAUGAUGCAGCCACCACCAUGCUUGAAAAUAAGGAAGCAGUUACUCAGUGUUGUUGUGUUGGAUUUGCCCCGAACAUAGGCUUUGCAUUUAGGUCACAAAGUGUAUUCCUUUGCUGUGUUUUUUUUCUUCUUCAGUAUUACAUUAGUGCCUUGUUGCAAACAAGAUGCAUGUUUUGGAAUAUUUUCUAUUCUGUAUACAUGUAUUUUUCUUUUCUGUCUGUAAUUUAGGUCAUUAUUGUGGCGUCACGACAAUGUUGAUCCAUCCUCCGUUUUCUGCCAUCACAGCCAUUGAACUCUGUAGAUGUAUUAAAAUCAUGGUAACAUC
Oncorhynchus masou masou (cherry salmon) is the source of this 6163-nucleotide messenger RNA. RefSeq names its product lethal(3)malignant brain tumor-like protein 4. Gene Ontology annotation, molecular function: zinc ion binding; chromatin binding; histone binding. Gene Ontology annotation, cellular component: nucleus. Gene Ontology annotation, biological process: negative regulation of DNA-templated transcription. Lineage: Eukaryota; Metazoa; Chordata; Actinopteri; Salmoniformes; Salmonidae. The record is from RefSeq and is a predicted model, not a curated record. The transcript is spliced from 20 exons. The coding region runs from base 385 to 2373 and encodes 662 amino acids.